UGGCUGCGGAGGACCCCCGGCCAGCGCCCGCGCCCGCCCCCUCCCUGCAGCCCGCCCCCCUGGGGCCGGGUGCGCGGCGGAGAACUGCGGUUUGCGCGCACCGGGAGCGGCAGCAGAAGUUCGAAAAUCGCCGAGGGGGGAGCCCGCGCCGCAGCUUCCUGCCCCCGGCCCAGCCCUCUGGCCCCGGCCGCCUGCAGCCCGACUUCCUCCCCGAGCUUCGCUCGUCGCCCGCUCCCUCGGACGGGGCCGCCGCGAUGGGACGCCGCACCCCGGCCCCUGCGCGCCGCUGAGCCGAGAGACGCCGAGCCCAGCCCCGCCACCCGCCACUGCCCUUCGCCCCCGGCUCCGGGAGCCUAGUCCGCGACCCCUUGGGAAAACUGGAUCUCCGAGGCUGGAGGCGCCUGGCCGGCUGGGUGGGGACCACCAUGGGCAACGCGGCCGGCAGCGCCGAGCAGCCCGCGGGCCCCACCGCCUCGCCCCCGAAGCAGCCAGCCGCUCCCAAGCAGCCGAUGCCGGCGGCUGGAGAGCUGGAGGAGAGGUUCACGCGGGUCUUGAACUGUAUGAACUUGCCUCCAGACAAGGUCCAGCUGCUGAGCCAGUAUGACAAUGAGAAGAAGUGGGAACUCAUCUGUGACCAGGAGCGGUUUCAAGUCAAGAAUCCCCCCGCAGCCUACAUUCAGAAGCUGAAGAGCUACCUGGAUACUGGUGGGGUCAGCCGAAAGGUAGCAGCUGAUUGGAUGUCCAAUCUGGGGUUUAAGAGGCGAGUUCAGGAGUCUACGCAGGUGCUUCGGGAACUGGAAACUUCCCUGAGGACAAACCACAUUGGGUGGGUGCAGGAGUUUCUCAAUGAAGAGAACCGUGGCCUGGAUGUCCUGCUUGAGUACCUGGCCUUCGCUCAAUGCUCUGUCACGUAUGACAUGGAAAGUACAGACAAUGUGGCCUCAAGUGCAGAGAAGAGCAAGCCCCUGGAUCAGUCCGUGGAAGACCUCACCAAGGCACCACCCUCAUCUGUGCCCAAAAGUCGCCUGACCAUCAAGUGCCCCCCUUCUCCCCGGCUGACACCGGCCCACAGUAGGAAGGCCCUGAGGAAUUCCCGAAUCGUCAGCCAGAAGGAUGAUGUCCAUGUGUGCAUCAUGUGUCUGAGAGCCAUCAUGAACUACCAGUCCGGCUUCAGCCUUGUUAUGAACCACCCAGCCUGUGUCAACGAGAUCGCUCUGAGCCUUAACAACAAGAACCCCAGAACCAAGGCUUUGGUGCUGGAGCUGCUGGCAGCCGUGUGCCUGGUGCGGGGAGGACACGACAUCAUUCUUGCAGCCUUUAACAACUUCAAGGAGGUGUGCGGAGAGCAGCACCGUUUUGAAAAGCUGAUGGAAUAUUUCCGGAAUGAAGACAGUAACAUUGACUUCAUGGUGGCCUGCAUGCAGUUCAUCAACAUCGUGGUACACUCAGUGGAGAACAUGAACUUCCGUGUCUUCUUGCAAUAUGAAUUCACCCACCUGGGCCUGGACCUGUACUUGGAGAGGCUCCGGCUCACCGAGAGUGACAAGCUGCAGGUGCAGAUCCAGGCGUACCUGGACAACGUUUUUGAUGUGGGAACCCUGCUGGAGGACACAGAGACUAAGAAUGCAGUGCUGGAGCACAUGGAAGAGCUGCAGGAGCAGGUGGCACUGCUGACAGAGCGGCUUCGGGACGCAGAGAACGACUCCAUGGCCAAGAUCGCUGAACUGGAGAAGCAGCUAAGCCAGGCCCGCAAGGAAUUGGAGACCCUGAGGGAGCGUUUCAGCGAGUCAAACCCCAUGGGCACUGCCAGACGUAUCCCUGAGCCUGAGAAAGUGCCUGCCCCUGCCGUGGUGCGACCUUCAGCUCUCGAGCUUAAAGUGGAGGAGCUUGAGGAAAAGGGGUUAAUCCGAAUCCUGCGGGGGCCCGGGGAUGUCGUCUCCAUCGAGAUCCUUCCAGGAGCGGUGGCGACACCCAGUGGUGACAGCGCACCAACUCCGGGGGUGCCCACUGACUCUCCUAGCCCAGCAGAGUCGGUUCCCGGAGCAGCAUCACCACCGCCGCCGCCGCCACCACCACCCCCGCCACCCCCACUACCUAACCUCCAGUCCCCGCAGGAAGCCCUUCCCUCUGCACCCCCGCCGGCCCCGCCCCUCCCAGGCUGCGCAGAGCCUCCACCUGCACCACCGUUGCCUGGAGACCUGCCGCCCCCACCCCCUCCACCCCCACUUGGUACUGAUGGGCCAGUACCACCCCCACCCCCACCCCCUCCGGGAGGGCCUCCUGAUAUCCUUGGAGGACAAGGCCCAGAGAUAGGCCCAGGGGUGAAAGCCAAGAAACCCAUCCAGACCAAAUUCCGGAUGCCACUGCUGAACUGGGUGGCAUUGAAACCCAGCCAGAUCACAGGCACCGUCUUCACUGAGCUCAAUGAUGAGAAAGUGUUGCAGGAGCUAGACAUGAAUGACUUUGAGGAGCAGUUCAAGACCAAAUCUCAAGGCCCCAGCCUGGACCUCAGCACUCUGAAGGGGAAGGCAGCCCACAAAGCUCCCACCAAGGCAACACUCAUUGAGGCCAACCGGGCCAAGAAUUUGGCCAUCACCCUGCGCAAGGGCAACCUAGGGGCAGACAGAAUCUGCCAGGCCAUUGAGACGUAUGACCUUCAGACUCUCAGCCUGAUUUCUUGGAGCUGA
Peromyscus californicus insignis is the source of this 2687-nucleotide messenger RNA. RefSeq names its product formin like 1 (gene Fmnl1). Gene Ontology annotation, molecular function: small GTPase binding; actin filament binding. NCBI's taxonomy places the organism in Eukaryota, Metazoa, Chordata, Mammalia, Rodentia, Cricetidae. Gene Ontology annotation, cellular component: cytosol. The record is from RefSeq and is a predicted model, not a curated record. Gene Ontology annotation, biological process: cortical actin cytoskeleton organization; regulation of cell shape; cell migration.